This is a messenger RNA of Athalia rosae (coleseed sawfly), 6293 nucleotides long. Its product is annotated as proteoglycan 4. The record is from RefSeq and is a predicted model, not a curated record. NCBI's taxonomy places the organism in Eukaryota, Metazoa, Arthropoda, Insecta, Hymenoptera, Athaliidae. The transcript has 16 exons. Gene Ontology annotation, biological process: negative regulation of centriole replication. Gene Ontology annotation, molecular function: microtubule binding. The coding region runs from base 908 to 3277 and encodes 789 amino acids.
GCGGCAGAGCGGUACCGGAGGCGGGAACCAACGGUUCGGAGCUAACCCGACUCCCUUGGCGGGAACCAGCCGAGCGAACGCGUAGAAGUUUCGAGACGCCCAGAAGUCCUCGGAUGACGCGAGAUUCUUCGGAUCGUACCUCCGGCGUGAGUCGAAGCACGAAAGAUGAGAGAAUCGGGGAACGACUUCUCAGAAAUGCACAAAAAGAUAAGUUAUCCCGAGGAAGCAUCGGGACAACGUCGCUCUUGUGAUUUUAGAUGACGCGUGUGCGAGGAACGGAUCUCGUGCAUCCUCCUACGCCUCCACGUUUUUUCUAAUCUACAAAUACAGCAAGGCAGGACUGGACUCGGAGAUAAGGUUCGCCGCUCCAUUCCGAAGACGACGGUCCACGACAGUCCCACGAACCUCAACGUAUUUUCCGCACUAGAGAAAACUUUGCCCAACUGACCUGCAAGUUCAACAGCCGAAGAGAAAGAGCAACGGAGAGGCAUACCUACCUUAUAGGUAGGUUUCUAACUUGGAUUUCGGCUGGAAAUUACAAUUUGCCGAAACAGUCCGAGCAAAGAGCGUAGACCUGGUUUUACGUCACGUUCAACGAGGGGAUACGGCGAAACGAUCGUCCCACCUCCAUCGCUGCGGGCGGGAGUAACGUACGACCAGAUCCGACCACCCCGCGCACUCCGGGGUGGCGAUAGCUUUCAACGGCUUCUGCGGCACAUACCAGCUCCAUUCAGAGUACCGGAGCACGUACACAUGGCACGAGUACACGGGACCGCAUCAGGAGCACGCGGUCGUGCGGAGGUCACCCCAGCCGGCUCCGGUAUCCACGAAACAAGCGAACCUGAAGCUGCAAUCGGCCAAGUCAACCGAAGAUGAUAACAGCGAAGGGCCGACGUUGGAGCCAGCCAUGCCGAGGAGGAAGAAAUGCCCCGAGCUCGCUUACAAGAGCCACGAGUUCAUGAUGGCUGCUGACGGCGGAGGACUCGACGCGAUCGACUCCAACGUUAUCGCCGACAAAACUCAGGCAGCUACUGCAGCGCCAGUGCUGCCGACUAGCCAGCUGAGUAAGGCGAUCUCGCGAAUCAGCACUGAGUAUCGUUUACAGUUUGCCUGGCCCAGGCGAUCUCAGUUGACCAACGGCGACGCCUCGGGCGCCGGGGGGCAACCCGCCGCGGGCGGAGGAGGGCACACCGCUAGCGGCCUCGUCAACCAGGGAACGACCGCGCCACCCAGGAAGUCGCUCAGCAUGGGCGCCCUCAAGCAGGGGGUCGUUCCUUCCGCUCCGGCUCCGGUUCACAAGAAGAGGACCGCCGACGUCGAUCGGAAGCGCGACGACGUUCAACCCUCCGAGCUGGAACCUCUGGUGGGCAGCAACGGGACGGACGCGGCGGACGGGACCGUCGUCGAGGGCGACGAGCAGGACGACGAACCGCUACAGCCGAAAGUGACGUUCAGGUCGGUCACCAAGGAGGAGAAGGAGCAGGAGAACACCCGGAAGAUAGGGCCCGUGCCGCAACCGAACUCGAUGCCACCGGCGGGCAGACCUUCCAGCGUCCAGGUGAGGCCGUCCUCCGUGCAGCAACAACGACCGGCGAACCCGCUCCUCCAGGACGACGCGAAGACGGAUAACGAGAGAGCGAUCGCUCGCGCAAGAAAGGAUUUCUUGAUCCGUCACCACCUCGAUCGCACCACGGGCGUCGGGGACGGCGCACUGCUCCCUUCUCCGACCAGGGAGAAGCUCGAGCCAGUGAUACCGCGACGCCGAGACGAGUCCAACAACGCGCGGGACGAGAUCCAGCCGAGGACGAAGUCCAGCCCGAAGAACAGUCCGAGGGCGGGACGUUCCCAGAGCCUCGGUCCCAGCGUUGCCGAACGAAAGUCGCCCAAACGACAACCGGUCAGAGCCCCCUCCGUCGCCAAGGAGUUCAAGGAGAGGAGCAAAGACGUCAGGGACAAGGAGAAGGAGCCGAUCGGCGACAGAGCGACCGAGCCGGCGAGGCAUCCGCGACCGACCUCCCUUGCAACCAAUGCUCCCGCCAAUCGCCCCCUUCAUCACGCCAAACCUGCAACCGCCAUAAAACCUCCGGUAAAUAAUUCAGUUCAUUCAUCCGUCACGCAUCCACCCACCUCUGCGGCCGCCGUGUCGAAACUGCAGGAAAUACGUGCGACUGCCUCCGCAGCCGCGAAGCGUUCGCUGACAAUGAACCAAGCUCAGGUCAAACUGGCUGGUCCUGCGACGCGUCACGCCAGACCAAAAACAUCAUCAAACGAUAUUCGAUACGCGUCCCGAGCCGCUACCAUCCGAGCUACCGGGUCGGACGCGCAGACGAACGGCGAGGCUCCGGUCGCAGCGGAAUCCGGCGAGGAUCCUCCGAUUCCUUCGUCACGAACGGUGCCGGCGAACGCCGGGGCGAGCCCUUGGCUCGACGACGAGCCCGUGGUUAAAAGCCCUCCGGAGCCUACGAGGGUGAAAUCUCCCGAGCAGAUGAUCAUGAGGUCCCCCGAACCCGUCAACUGGACGGUGCCGUUGGACACGGGCAAGACGUUCACCGUCACGCAAAACGUACGCGAAGGUGAGCCUUCGACGCGACCCCACAGCGAAGCGAGGACAUGGGGGGCGUCGUCGCUACCGCCCAUUCCUCAGUCGGCCUCGCCCGACUUGCCCCAUCAGCACAAGUCUCAGCACUCCCAGUACUCGGGGUACAAAUCCCCGGAGAGCGAGAGCGUCUCCUUGGGGAGCUUCAGCGGCCUCAACGGUCACAAGGAUCAGGACUCCGGACGGGAGAGCCCCCUGCCGCAGCUUCGCCCCGACUCGGCGACGACGCCCGCGGCAUCCCUGCGGAAUCACAAGGCGCUGCCGGACAGCGAUAAUCCGGAGAGAGUCGCCGCCGGAAGAACGGAGGACGUCGUCUCGGCGAGGCCGGUGGCGGGGACGAAUCUGAGAUGCCUGGACGAUCCCGUUUUCGCUCUAGAGAGGAAAAAGGAAUCGGCCACCCCUCCGGGCUCCGGGGGAUACCGGGUCCUCGAGGCGGAAGUGCCGCGCGGGAGCGAGGGGCCUCAGCGGUCCCAGACGGCGGUAGAAGCGCCGAGCGGAUACCGCGUUCUCGGUCCGACGGAAUCCGGUGUCGAAGAUCCCUGCGAAGUCCUGGACGAGACGUACCUUCGGUUCCAGAAAUUCUGGUCGGUGGGGAGGAAAUUCGACGACGGGUGCGACCGCCCGGGAACCGUACGCAAACCCGCCGCACCUCCGGUAUCACCUACGCAGCAACGCGAAUAGACGGUUGCCGCGGUUGCGAAAUUUAUCGAGGUAUUCGAGGAGUCGGUGCGGCGGGUGCGCACCGAUUACGCCGACUCGCGGUUCACGCAUACCUAUACUUAUACGUGCAUACCUAUUAUAUGUAUACUUAUAUAUCUAUUCAUUCGUUACAUCCGUUCACCGAACAUGAAUCCGUGCAGAUAUUCGUUGCGACGAUCGCGGUAUCGGUCGGGUCGUCGCCUAAAUUAAUUCAUUCGAUUCUUCGUUGGGUAGCGACGAACAACGCGGUUAUCGUCCGUCGUUCCGCGUCAUUUGAUUUUCUUUCAUUCUCUUCGAUCGAUCGAAUACCGAUGAAAUGGACGAACCGCAACCCGUUCGAAAGCGACGACGUACGGGGUGGAGGUAAUCGUGAUAACCGGACGACGCGGGUAAACGCUGAUCCGUCUACGACGGAGGGAGGACGAUCGAAUUAUAAGAAUGCUUAUCAAUACUCACCGCAGGGGCGUACCGCCAAGCUCUAGACGAAAGUGCCAUCGCUCUGCUUACGAAAAGUUUUAUAAAAUAAUAUCGAAUUUAGAUGAAUAGAUCGCAGAAUAUUUUUCUUCAAACAACGUUUGUCACCCUGUGGAAAAGACAAAGAAAAGAUAGAGAAUGAUCCGUAGCGACGAGGGUAAAGAGUACCGGAAAGGAUAAGGUGGGAAAAAAAAAGGGUAUCCUCUAGGAAAACAUCGGGGAACGGAUAAUAUUAUUAAAAAAUUAUCGAUUAAGUACUAUACGAUCGAUCCGAUACCGUAUAUAAAGUAGUAGAGCUGAAUGAAAAAAUUUAUAUACGUCUAGCCUUUUUCAUACAAAAGUAUUUCGAAUUACAUCGUUACAGAGUGAUAGUGCCAUAGAAGAAUAAAUAAUACAAGAUAUUUAAAUAAAUAAAUAAAAAUAAACAAAAAAAUAAAAUAACACAAAUAACACAAAGCAAAGACAAUUUUUUCAAUCUUCUGAGGAGAAAUCUGUCGAAUUUCUCAUUUCGCCGUCUCUGUUGAAUAGUGAGGAAUAAGAAAGUCAAACGAAGUAAAGUAUAACGAAACAACGUUCGUUUGAUCCGUUGCAAAGCCCUCGGAUUGAAAUCGAAGAACAUCCGAUUGAUGAUCGCAACCGUGGCGAUAACGAUAUCGAGUGAGAUUUCCCCGCGCGGUCAUGCGUUCUCCGAGGAUACGUGAAAAUAACGUCGAUUGUGUUACGUACGUACACAUUAGCGCGACGGUAACGCAACAAUGAUGAUAAUGAUAAUAGAUAAUAACACGAUGAUCACAAGUACAUGGUACUCGGAAUACUAGGAUUACCGAAUCUAUACCUAUAAAUGACGACGACGACGACGACGACGACGACGACGAUCAUCGAUGACGCAACGGUAAUAAUAUUAUACAAAUAGUAAGAUUAAUAACAAUAACGUUAGCAAAUAAUAAUGGGUAACGAGUAAACCGAGUUAAAAAUACUGGCAUGCCUUAGGAAUACCGAGGAUGAGGAUUUGCGAUUGCGGAUAGGCGUCGGCGGUACGGGACAUGAUAUAAAGGUGUACCGUGCAACCGUGAGGAGAGAUUAAUGAAGGAACCGUAGAUAGGAUAUAUAAUAAAUAAGUGAAAACGAGCUACUGACUAAUUCUACAUGCAUUUGUGUAUAUCGUAACUGUUAGAAAUUAAUCGUAAGCCAGUAACACCGCAACUCCAUCCAGGUUUUGCGCGUCCAAAACCCAACCAAUCCAAUCGUAAAGAAAAUUUUACCGACUGAUCGAUAUACCGUAUGCGUACGUUUGUAGAUAGGUAGAAGGUGCCGAUGGCGAUGAGGGGGAUGAAUGAAAUUGAGCCAGACAUCGAGUCGAGUCCAACGUCAUCCAUCGCAACGAUAACCGUGCGAUGACUGUCUUUAUAAUUUGCAACCAACCAGAUGAUGAUAUUUAAUUUUCUAAAUUUUCUAGAAAAAGCGUGCUUUAGCGAUCUUUCGAAAUCGAAAAGCGAAAGACCGCCGGAAGUUGGACGGAUGAAGAUUCGCUAUGAGAAGACUAUUUCUCGUCGGAUCGCGCUCUGUCCCAGAUUGUUAGCUAUUUCACUGUACGUGUAUCACUGUUCACCUGGAAUGUACGACUACGGUCGAUAUAGAUAUCGCGUGGAAAGUUGAAGCGGGGUGCCGUUUAAAUCCGUGAGCUGGAUCAUUGUUACCGAGUUGCAUGGGAUAGGUACAGCGUGGACACGGAGAAAGCAGAGAAAUAUACGAUUGAUUGAAUGAAUAAAGAAACGUAUGCAAAUACCGCAUCACCAAUAAUAUGAUAAUAAAAAUAAUUGAACGAUAACUUUUGUAUUAUCGUCAUAUAUUUAAUAUACGAAACUCCUUUUUCAUGUUAUCAACGCCAUCAUCGUCACCUUACAUAUUAUCAUUAUCAUCGCGGUGCGAUGCGACAUAUUGUCUAAUAUUACCUAUAUUAUAUAUUAUCAUUGCGAAUGCAGCUCCCCAUUAAUUUAUACGUCGUAUAUUUAUCAUAUUUACGUUGAUGUAUACAUACCCGUAUACGGCGGACAGAUUUGGAGAUGCGAUUUUGAGGGGGCGGGAGACUUGGAAUUCGGAAUCGAGAAAUUAACUACCACCGUGAAAUGUAGGACGGCAGAUUGACGAUUUAUUUUGCACCGCAACGUAUAAUUUCAAUCAGCUGUUACGCUACGAAGUUUGUACAUAAACUUAUCAUACGAUGUGGUCUGUCGCAAACGUAAUAUUCAUACUUUGUUUACACAGCAUUAAUAUUAUUUUGUUGAUUUAUAGCGUGUGAUAAAUAAUAUAAAUACGAUUGGCCUGAUGAGAUAUUUGUUAUGUAUGAUUAGCAUUAUUGUUAUCGUUAUUAUCAUUAACAUUAUUACUAUUAUACAUAUAUAUAAUAUUAUGGAGAUUAUUAUGCCUAAAAUACCUAUACAAUAUGAAUAUAAAUUACAUACUAUAUUGAUAGAAAGUGAAAUAUUCGUAAUAAAUACGCGCCAACGCUUCCUGUGACACUUGA